This is a messenger RNA of Rhopalosiphum padi (bird cherry-oat aphid), 922 nucleotides long. RefSeq lists its product as uncharacterized. The coding region runs from base 167 to 913 and encodes 248 amino acids. The transcript is spliced from 4 exons. The record is from RefSeq and is a predicted model, not a curated record. NCBI's taxonomy places the organism in Eukaryota, Metazoa, Arthropoda, Insecta, Hemiptera, Aphididae.
AACCAACAAAUUAAUUAAUUACAAUUACACAGUGUGUUUAUUUAAUCUAUCAUUCAAUAUUUCUAUUGACUACACAAAAGUAUAAAAUAAUACUUAAAACAAAUAAACAAAACACUCUAAAUAAUAAAUUUACAGAAAACUUUUAUCAAAAUCGUUAAACACUAAAAUGACAUAUGGUGUAUGUCAAUACAACACAGAAAAUUCGGAAAAUUUUAAAUUUGUAAACAAACAUGGCAUACACAUCAUGUGGUACCCCGCUACAUUUUCACAAUCAAGACUGGGAAAUAACAAUUCAAAAGGGAGUAAUGCGUGUACUAUUAUAGCACUACUCAUGGCUACAAACAUAAAUAAAUCAAACAUUCGUGUCAAUUGUUUGUUCACCUCAUCGGCCAAAGACAGUCUCACUGAAUUGUUCUCAGACGCAAUACUAAACGGUAAUGCAAUCCACCAAAAUUUGUUCAAAAACAGUUGCUCAUCGCAAAAUACAAACUUAACUGUGCCAGAAGCAAUGAAAGCAGGAGAAUCAGCACUGGGAACCAUGGCUGAAUGGAAAAGUUCAGUUUAUUUUAACAACAUGGAAAUUAAUUUGUAUGCAGAGAUGAACCGGUAUAUAAUAGAAUGGUAUACAAACCCUCCGUGUUGUCAACCAAACAAUCUUUACAUAAUUCUUAUUGCUCACAACAAAGCAAUUUUAAUAGUAAUACAAUUGGACACAAACUCAGUAUUACUUAUUGAUUCUCAUCAACAUUCAUCACACGGAGCUUUGAUAUGUAAAUCUCGAAUAUCAAAAUUGGAAAACCUUUGUUUGUGGUAUUCAAGAAUGUUGUGUAAUUCAGCCGGGUCGAACCCUGAUGCAUACGAAUUAAGUUUUUUAUAUUUUAGAUGUAAAAAACGUAACAAUAAAAACAUGUGAUUUUAAAUA